AUGGCGAGCCGGCCGCGAAUCACAAAGACUGAGGCAUUACGGCGGGCGAGGAGUGCCGCUUUGCUGAAGGAACUUGAACGGAAGCAGGAAGCGAGAAGACAGCCAGAAUCUAUCAUAGAACCUGGCAGAAGACGCAGAUAUACCCCGGCUGAACCAAAGAAGGUUGAGUUUACCAAACCAGCCAUGACGAAGGCGAUGAUAGCACGGGUAAAACAGGCGGAGAAGUUCAAACAGGAGUAUGAGCGUAAGCGUGAAGAAGCAAUACCGAUACGAAGGGUACCAAAAAGGACACCCGCGCCAAUUGGUGGUGAUCCUAGGUUUGGUAGAGAGAGGAUAGCACCUGCAAGACGGGCUCCGACGCCGUCUCCGCCGGUGUCGCCUGUCAGGCCGGUGAGGAGGCCGCUGGAGAGGAGAGUCGCGCCGGAGAGACGGGCACCGGAACCAAUUCCGGAAAGAACCAGAGAACUGGCAAUGUCCAUGAAUGCUCAAGUGAUCCAAGCCGAACCGGUUGGCGAGGGUCCGAUCGACAGUGUUGUGAUACCGCCGAGGUCGCUGAACGAGAAACGCACCACUAUCGUCAGCAUCCCGCAACCACCUCCGACUGGUGUUGAGGCACCGAUAUCCGAAGUGGCAAACCGCUCAAUUAGAGCGAUUAGCGAAAGCCUUGACGAGCAAGAUGCAGCAGAAGUGGCUACGGUCCAUGGCAAGUUGGAAGACUUGCAACAAGCGAGACGGGACUUUGUAAUGGCAGUGGCACAUGUUGGUGGUAACGCUGUGCAACUUGAGGAGGAGAAACCUAAAUACAUAUACAGAGUCCCCGACAUUGAAAGCGAAAUGUUCCGCAUCGAGUACGGUCGAGAACACCCAAGUGUCGUGGCGGCUCGCGAGUUCGCCCAAAGAAGCAUGGCCGGCAUCAGGGCGCGCGAGGCAGCUCGUAGGGCUGAACAAGAGUUCGAGAGACUAGCUAGGAAGCCGAUACCGGAAGAUCUGCCCUUUGAGGUGCCGUUCGAAGAGGAGUUCUUACGUGAAGGCGACAUAUCAUGGGAGGAGGAAGCGGACAUACCAGUUGUCUCCAGGAUAAAACCUACCAUGCGUGACAUACCGAGGCGCGAAGUGCCUUUCAGAUAUCCCACAUUUGACCCGGAGGAGCUCGAAAGGUUCUUCGAUAUAGAACGAUAUCCACCGAGUCCUCCACGCGGACCGCCACCCGGUCGCGAGCAUCUCCCGCCAGAUCUCUGGGAGCUGGAAGAUCCUUGGGCCACGUGCGGAGUCUGCCCGCAAGAGGACAUAUCUGAUCUCAUCCGUUUCGAAAGUCCUGAUCUCAUCCGUUUCGAAAGCCCUGAUCUUAUCCGUUUUGAAAGUCCUUAAUCCUUCGGCCCGUAUCUUCGUCUGUAAAUUGAAUUGUGGACAUAUUUCUUUUUCUAAGAUUAUAAGAUUAUACGAAAGAAGAGAAUGCUGCGGUCAAACAAAUUAGAAGAGAUCUUUUAUUGCGGAUAUAUCAUAUUCUAUUGGAACAAUUUUUGUACAGAAACGCAAAAGAGAAAAGAUCUAAUAA
This is a messenger RNA of Cataglyphis hispanica, 1555 nucleotides long. RefSeq lists its product as uncharacterized. The coding region runs from base 1 to 1368 and encodes 455 amino acids. NCBI's taxonomy places the organism in Eukaryota, Metazoa, Arthropoda, Insecta, Hymenoptera, Formicidae. The record is from RefSeq and is a predicted model, not a curated record. The transcript has 4 exons.